Peromyscus eremicus (cactus mouse) is the source of this 1647-nucleotide messenger RNA. It is a transcript of the gene Naa40, whose product is annotated as N-alpha-acetyltransferase 40, NatD catalytic subunit. The record is from RefSeq and is a predicted model, not a curated record. The transcript has 8 exons. NCBI's taxonomy places the organism in Eukaryota, Metazoa, Chordata, Mammalia, Rodentia, Cricetidae. Gene Ontology annotation, molecular function: histone H4 acetyltransferase activity; protein N-terminal-serine acetyltransferase activity; histone H2A acetyltransferase activity. Gene Ontology annotation, cellular component: nucleus. Bases 11 to 724 code for a protein of 237 amino acids.
CGCCGCAACCAUGGGGAGAAAGUCCAGCAAGGCCAAGGAGAAGAAACAGAAGCGGUUGGAGGAGCGAGCAGCCAUGGAUGCUGUCUGUGCGAAAGUGGAUGCUGCCAACAGGCUUGGAGACCCUCUGGAGGCGUUCCCAGUCUUCAAGAAGUAUGACCGCAAUGGGUUGAAUGUCUCCAUUGAAUGUAAACGAGUGUCUGGAUUGGAGCCAGCCACUGUGGAUUGGGCCUUCGACCUCACCAAAACCAAUAUGCAGACUAUGUAUGAGCAAAGUGAGUGGGGCUGGAAGGACCGAGAGAAACGGGAGGAAAUGACUGAUGACCGAGCCUGGUACCUCAUUGCUUGGGAAAACAGUUCCAUCCCAGUUGCCUUUUCUCACUUCCGAUUUGAUGUGGAGUGCGGGGAUGAAGUCCUGUACUGCUAUGAAGUGCAGUUGGAAAGCAAGGUACGGCGGAAAGGCCUAGGGAAGUUCCUCAUUCAGAUCCUGCAGCUCAUGGCCAACAGCACACAGAUGAAGAAGGUGAUGCUAACUGUAUUUAAACACAAUCAUGGCGCCUAUCAGUUCUUCCGAGAGGCACUGCAGUUUGAAAUCGAUGACUCUUCCCCUAGCAUGUCUGGUUGCUGUGGGGAGGACUGCUCCUACGAGAUACUGAGCCGGAGGACCAAGUUUGGGGACAGUCAGCAUUCCCACACAGGCGGGCACUGUGGUGGCUGUUGCCACUGAACUCCCAGAAUCACUUGCAAGUGAAGUCACUCUCCUUAGGCCUGUCCUCUUCCCUGGUCUUAAGCCACUUGCCAGGUAACCCUGGAGCUGUGGGUGUCUUAGCCCUGCAUGAGCCAGCGUACCCUGGGGAGCAGUGACCCCUGCCGCUUUUCCACCCCCUCCUGGAAAAGCAGAGUGCUAGGAGGGGACACAGAAGGAGAGGGUGCUGUGAGAAGGAUGAUCGGUCGGCCACUGAGCCCAUCCUUGUUCAGUGGCUGCCUCCUUGAUUAGCUCUUGGGCCCCUAAAAUGGAAGGUUCCCCACUUGUCUGCAGCUGGAUUCCUGACAGGGCCCCACACCAUGCUCCAUAUGGACAAAUGGAAUGUUUAUACCCACCUUUGUGAAAGACCUGAAGUCUUCCGGUCCCCAGAAAGGAUUGAAUGCAGAUCUGGGUACACAACAGCCCUUGGACAUUUUUACUCUGGGAACCAAGUACUCUCCUGGAGACCAUGUAGCUCUUUGAUGCCAAGAUGCAGGGGUUCGUGCCGUGUCCUCAGAGAGCCACAGGGUGGAGUCUCAGGGGACCAACCAACUUCAGGGGGGGAGACUGUGUGUCUCCAUCACUGUCAGCAUGGCAGAGAAGACCAGGAAGAGCUGUCUGUCAGUUUCUUCUGUGUUUGCCGAAGGGAUGUGGCAUCUCUGGGCCUUUGGAUUUUGCUGCAUUUCUCCUGAUCUUGACUCAGCCUUUUUACUCAAGAAGGAAGUCACAGUCCUGCCUGUUCUCACACUUCUGACUUCAGCCCAGAUACCUCUGUUCUUAGUCUCAAGGGGAGUAACAUCAGGGAGCCCCUCUUCUCCCCCAGCAGGACCCCUCCUUCCUGGUAUUGUCAAUACCAUUUCCUCCUCCUCUUGGUGCUGAUAGCUCUCUGGAGGGGGGUUACCCCC